This is a messenger RNA of Oncorhynchus masou masou (cherry salmon), 6480 nucleotides long. Its product is annotated as glycine receptor subunit alphaZ1-like. Gene Ontology annotation, cellular component: postsynaptic membrane; neuron projection; synapse. Gene Ontology annotation, biological process: neuropeptide signaling pathway; synaptic transmission, glycinergic; chloride transmembrane transport. NCBI's taxonomy places the organism in Eukaryota, Metazoa, Chordata, Actinopteri, Salmoniformes, Salmonidae. The transcript has 12 exons. The record is from RefSeq and is a predicted model, not a curated record. The coding region runs from base 853 to 2307 and encodes 484 amino acids. Gene Ontology annotation, molecular function: transmitter-gated monoatomic ion channel activity involved in regulation of postsynaptic membrane potential; transmembrane signaling receptor activity; extracellularly glycine-gated chloride channel activity.
UGAGAGCGCUGAGCUAUAGGAGGCAAUGGAAGAAGAGGCUAAUCGCAUCCCGAUUUCACUACAUUUGACAUUAUUACGAGGAAUCUAAAUGCAAGAAGACGAAACCGAGUUGUGAGUCCCGAACUUGACCGGACAAUGGAAGUAGCUCUCUGCAGCAGUUCCAUCUCACCCCUGGGAGUCAACUACCGAGACACGGCGAGUACCUGCAGAAAAACAUCAGUCAGCACCGCCGGGGUAACUACAACUACGUGUGGCUUGAAAGCAACACCUCUGAUUUUGGGAUGCAUAUAAGAGAAAGCGUUAAGAAAAAAACACUGACUACGUAUGUAUAUAUUUCGUGUAACAACUGUGCAAUUCCGCUACUGAUCUAGACGUAAGGGCUAUACAGCCACGUAGUAAAACAUCUUCUAAAAUUGAGACAUUCAUUAAGACGCAGAGCACAUGCAUUGCCACAUUUAUCACUGAAGGAGGCAUGUUGAAAUUGACAAAUUCCCCUUGUAACAAAAUCCAAAUGGAUCGCAUAGAAUAAACGUCGGAAAUAUCUGUGAUAUCGUAGCCUAACGUGCUGUACCCUCAAAGCAACAAUAACCUGGGCUGAGUGAAAUUCCGCAAACCGCGUUUGCCGCUGUCCGUUGUCCUGAAAAAGUACUCAUUAUUUGGGUUAUCCGAAUCAAUGACGGCGGUCUAAGGAAGAAGGUUUCAUGGCCUGGGCGGUUAUGAACAUCUUGUGGUUUUCUUGUGACUCUGGAAUCUGAAAAAAAACAACAGAAGAAUUGUUCACCUUGGAGGUCCGAAAUCAUUAAAGAAAUUGGAAUUCUACUAUUGGUACUCCUGGAGCUGUAGGUAGCCCGAAUGAGACCGGCAAAAAUGUUCCGAAUAAACGCUCUCGGGAUCUAUUUGUGGGAAACAAUAGUAUUUUUCAGCUUUCUUUUUGGAGCUAUAAGUUGCUUGGCAGCCUCUAAAGAAUCCGCGGCUCGAAAAGCCGCCUCCCCGAUGCCUCCCUCUGAGUUCCUGGACAAACUCAUGGGUAAAGUUUCGGGUUACGAUGCAAGAAUCAGACCUAAUUUCAAAGUUGCAGGGGUCCCCCCGAGUGGAAGAGACCCACAAGGCCCCAAAACAGAAGCUUCUCACAAGAAAGGUCCCCCUGUAAACGUAACGUGCAACAUUUUUAUUAACAGUUUUGGGUCCAUCGCUGAAACAACAAUGGACUACAGAGUGAAUAUCUUCCUGAGGCAACAAUGGAACGACCCCAGGCUGGCCUAUAGUGAAUACCCCGACGACUCUCUCGACCUGGACCCGUCUAUGUUGGACUCUAUCUGGAAACCUGAUUUGUUCUUCGCCAAUGAAAAAGGCGCCAAUUUCCAUGAGGUUACGACUGACAACAAGCUACUAAGGAUUUCAAAAAAUGGGAACGUAUUGUAUAGUAUCCGAAUAACACUGGUCCUGGCCUGUCCCAUGGACUUGAAGAACUUCCCAAUGGACGUACAGACCUGUAUCAUGCAGCUGGAGAGUUUCGGCUAUACGAUGAAUGAUCUCAUAUUUGAGUGGGAUGAGAAGGGAGCCGUGCAGGUCGCAGACGGGCUGACGUUACCUCAGUUUAUACUGAAAGAGGAGAAAGACUUGCGAUACUGUACCAAGCACUACAACACAGGAAAGUUCACUUGUAUCGAGGCUCGUUUCCAUCUGGAGAGGCAGAUGGGCUAUUACCUGAUUCAGAUGUACAUCCCCAGCCUUCUGAUUGUCAUUUUGUCCUGGGUGUCCUUCUGGAUCAACAUGGACGCUGCACCUGCCAGAGUGGGAUUGGGCAUUACCACCGUGCUCACUAUGACCACCCAGAGCUCCGGCUCCCGAGCCUCCCUCCCCAAGGUGUCGUAUGUGAAAGCCAUUGACAUCUGGAUGGCUGUGUGCCUCCUGUUUGUCUUCUCGGCCCUGCUUGAGUACGCCGCUGUGAACUUCAUCGCUCGGCAACACAAGGAACUGCUGCGCUUCAGGAGGAGAAGGAGACACAUGAAGGAGGAUGAGGGCGGUGAGGGCCGGUUCAGCUUCACAGCCUAUGGCAUGGGCCCAGCCUGCCUGCAGGCCAAAGACGGCAUGGCCAUCAAAGGGAACAACAACAACGCCCCGACCGCCACUGCCGGCCCUCAGGAGAAAACGGUGGAAGAGAUGCGCAAGCUCUUCAUCGGCCGCGCGAAGAGGAUCGACACGGUCUCUCGCGUGGCUUUCCCGCUAGUCUUCCUCAUUUUUAAUAUUUUCUACUGGCUCGUAUACAAGAUCAUCCGAAGCACGGAUGUACACCAGAUGACGUGAGCAAGGGAAGAGAGAGAGUUCAAUACCACACCAUCCUGCUCCCAAACCCCAAUACUCCUCGCUCUUCACUUGCUCACUUGCUUUUGGUGGCUAUCGCCUUGGCAAAAGGUAAUUUAUCAAUAUUUGUUAUUUUAUUUUAUUCCCCCCCUCCUCUUUUCAACCUGAAUAAUCCGGACCAGUGCAAUAGCAAUGCAGUAAAAUGCAUGAUAUAUGAAUGUGGCAAAAUAUUUACAAAACGAUAAAUCAGUAAAAUGUUACGAGUUUUACCGAUACAUCCGGGAAUUUAUGAUAACUGAGAAUUUAGAAAGAAAGAGAUGUUCUUCUAAGAAGUGUUAGUUUUAUCUUCGCAACUCAAAGAAGACAGACACUGCAUUCUAAAGAAGAAGAAGAAGAAGUUGGGGAAACACACAGCACUGUAAUAUAGUAUAUAUCUAUCUAUCAUAUAUUUAAAAACUGUUAUUGCUCUCGAAAGGCAGAUGUCUGGAUGGAACACGAGGGAUGGAUUUUUAAAAGGAUACUAAGACGAUUUUAGUGUUUCCGUUAAUAAAGUGUCGCAAGGAUCGUGUGGUCCUAUAUAUCUCAAUUAGCUUCAAUGUGUGUUGCAAGCACUUAUCAACGCUCCCUGAGCCCUUAACAGAAUCUGAGAUGUGGUUGAUGCUGCUAUCAACUAUAUGAAGGAAACUUGAUGAGUCAAAAUACUAUUCUAUUGUUUCUCACCGCUGUGGUCAACGUGUUCCUCUGUCUGCCCUUAACUUUAUUUCUCAAUUGCAUAUCGUUUUUAAUUUUAGUGUCAAGUAUAUAUCAUGUUGCUGUAAUCAGCUCAAGCUCUUCUUGGGAACUCUAAAUUCUAAAGGGACAUUUGUCAUCAUUCACAUAUCCUCAUUGUUGCAUUCAUUAAUUCAUUUAUCCAUGUGCUUUUUUUUAAGGAUUUGGUACUUAAAUCAAAAUAUAAUUCAUGAAAAGUGAAUCUACACUGGAAAAAUAAUAAUAAUUUAAUCCUGAUUCUUCCUACUCGUUUCAUUGAAGCUGUACUGUUAACAUUUGUUUCGUUAUUUUCAUAGUUUAUUACCCAGUUACGGUAAGAUACCCAGCAGGCAAUGGAGAAAAAUGUAGUGAGUUAAGAUUAAAACAAGAAAACACCUACUGUACCUUAACAAUUAUUACCAUUAAUAUAUUUACACAUAUUAAUAAUGUAGCUAAAAAAAACAUAUGCAUUAUUAUCAUCAUUUACUAAAUAUGCCUAAAAGAUAUUCACUCAAAAUCAUGGAAAAUAGUUUGAUACUUUAACAACAAUGAUCGGCACAAUGUUCUCAUUGGUGUAUAAUGCAGUAAUGUUAUAGUUCACAAUACUACAGUAUACCGUGAAACUGAUUGAUUGAUACAUUCAUUCAACUAGUCAGUGGUUUGAUUUAAGAUACUGAAAUCCAUUACUUCUCACCAGGCUUUUCUAUGCAAUAAUUAAUAUAUGCAAUUAUUUUUUAAAUUAGCUUUACCAUUUACAAAACAUUAUCAUGAAUCUGUUUGAACUUGUGAGCCAUCAAGUUUUUUAAUUUAAGACAUCACAGAUCACAGUGCUCAUCUUUCCAAUGGUGGACAUACAUACAAACACACACGAGGCCUUCAGAUCUACACCCUUAAGCAUAAUGUAAACUAUUCACCCUCCUCCUAGGCCCAUCAUUCUCCACGCAUUUACAUUCAACUACAAACGGGCCAAGCUACAGUGGCUUUUCAUAUUGCAUAUUUAAGACUCUCUGCUCUCUGUAGCCCCACCUCUGGGACAUUGUUUAGCUAGCCUAAAGUGCUGUCACCAAGCCCCAGAAAUAAAGACUACACUACUGCUACCACAGGAAGUAUGGCCUGAGACACAUUGUCAUGGAUGGGAGACUCGGACACAGUUGAAAUAAACACUGGUCAAGUGAGUUUUUGCAUUUAACUUUAAUGCCAAAUGUUAUUUUCCUCUACUUGGUUUUUAUUCCAAACCAAAUAAGUAUUUUGUUAACCUAUGAUCAUUGCCUUCCUGGUUCGGUUUUGAAUAUGACGACAUAAGGGGAAAGAUGCCAGAACACCUUCGCAACAGAUAUUAUGCACUGGUUCAGGAUAUUGUUUAGGUUUUGUUGUCGUAACUUAGAUUGAUUCAGUUCUUUCCAUUGACUUCCCAGUGUGUGGAUAAAGUGCUUCCAUUUCUUUUUGUGGUAAUAUGAUGCUAUUCAAUUAACAAUAUUAUAUAUUUUGAUAUGAAACGUUUUCUCUGCUUCUUCAUCCCUGUUUUCUUCUUCUUGUUGAAAAGUGUAAUCCAUUACUUUAACAGGUCAUAGAUGUUUCUAAUGUGUUAAUGAUAGUUUGAGGUAGUUUGAUGUUUGAGGCUUGAUGGACUUGCACAAGAGAUUAUAACAAUAUUUUACAUUUCGGUCAAUUAUUUCUUAAAUUCGUAUUAUCUUCCAGUAAUUCAUAUUUACCUUCCAGUUGAGGCAGUAUUUGUCAUAAGAUAUGUGUGUUUUUAACAGACACAGUCCAUGUGGGUAAAUUGAUUUGAAGGUCUAUGUUUUUUCAGUGGUGUUAUUGUAUCCCGGAAAAUGUACUUUUCUACAUGGGGCAUACUUAUGUAAUUUAUAAUGUUAUGCUUUACCCAAAACUAUGCAUUUAUAAAAAUCCAUUGUUAGAAUAGGGUUAAAACAUAAAGGGCCUUUUAAAAUAUCAGCACAGUAAUCAAUAUGUUCUGAAAGUGCUGAAUGAUUUGUUGAUAGAUACAGUAUUUAUUUGUUGGCUGUAAUAUUUCAGUACAUGAAUCUUUCCUCAGUUUUGACUUCCUCAGACAAAACUAUCCAUUAAAUAAGAUGCUAUCCAGUGUUGAAUAUGCAGCAAACUAGGAACUAGUCAUAUCAUGUACCUCCACUCAACCACCAUGAUAUUCACUCAUCCAUUCAAUAGUUAUGGAUUGAACUCUAUGCCCUGACCAUGUGAAGGAUCACUGCACUUGGGACAAUGCUAUAUAGAUUUAUUGUAACCAAUUGCUUAUUAAGGUGCAUUAUUACUAGCGACCUGUCCAGGGCGUGUACUUGUACAUCAAGCUGCCUCAUGCUACAGAAACAGGAGAUAGGCUCCAGGGUUGGGGUCAAUUCCUAUUUAAAUUGAAUUUUAAUUCAAUUCAGAAUCGACCUGGAAUUAGAAUUCAAUACAUGGUAAAUGAAAAGGCAGAAAUAAUUGAAUUGGAAUUGAAUUUCUGGAAUUUACCCUGACCCUGAUAGGCUCCUGCCCUACGGGACAAGGGGCAGGGGCUCGGACAAGGCUUACUUUGUUUAUUAUGUUAUUCAAGAUGGAAAUGACACUUACUGCUCUGAAUAGACAACUUCAACAAGGUCUAACGUAUUCUAGAACACUGACACAUUCUACAACAAGAAUUGUAUGUUUAACUUAAUUGCUCAGCAGAUCAACGUUCAAAGUAUGGAAGUGGUAGGAAUGUUCACUGAUGGGGAAACCCUCCAUUGAACAGAUAGGACUUCCUCCCCUUCAUAUCAACCUGACCUAUCAUAAUGUCAAAUAUUAUUGACAAUGAAGGAAGUUCAUAUAAUAUUUGGCAUAUAGGACAGUGCAAUAUGAACAUUUUAAAAGUAUGAAAUUCAACUAGCAUGUUAUGAUUUGUUAGUAAUUGCUGAUAACAACAGCUGUUUGAUUCUGUUGUUUUUUUAAUAUAUCAGAUGCCCUGGUUGUGGUGAUGCACUCACCACCCAGUGAUAGAGAUGGACACAAAUAACCAGUCAUGAACUGAACUGUACACAAAAAUGGAAACGUUUCUAUUUAUGUAUUUUUAUUCAUUUUUAGCACACAAGUUGGAAUGGCCUUAAUUUAGUUUUACUUGCUUAAAUAUUGUGUACUGGCACAAAGUGCACAUCUUAAUUUGCUAAUUACAGUUAUGAUAAUAAUCCAAGAGUGCACUUCAGAAGAAGGAAAAAAGUUCAGCAAAUCCUUUUUUUUUAUUUGAUUAAAAUGUGAAAACACUGAAUAUUUUUGCAUGAAUAUAAACACAAUGGCAGAUAUUUUUGGCUUGUACAAAAAUGUUAGCAAUUUGAAGAAAAAAAAAGGAAUGUACAAUUUCUGCUGUAACUGUAUAUAACUAAAUAUUUAUUGAAAUAUGUCAUUAUAAGUAAUUCUAAUUACAAUUAAAGGUUUUCUGAA